Molecule: messenger RNA, 1994 nt
Organism: Protopterus annectens (West African lungfish)
Lineage: Eukaryota; Metazoa; Chordata; Ceratodontiformes; Protopteridae
Gene: HERPUD2
Product: HERPUD family member 2
Exons: 8
Coding region: 448-1677 (409 amino acids)
Biological process (GO): endoplasmic reticulum unfolded protein response
Molecular function (GO): protein binding
Source: RefSeq, a predicted model, not a curated record
AUUAUACCCACCUGAUCCGUGACGUUAGACGCAAAGAGAUGGAGGCAGGCCAGUGAUGAAACCCGGCAGCUGUGGGGCAGUUAGGGUAAAUGGGAGGCUGAAUGUUUUGAUUUUUGACAGUUCCAUAGCUUUUUGGAUAGCGGCAGUUGAUCCAAGUUUUAGUUUGCACCUCUCAGCUGUGUACCGUAUUUACUUUGUUUGUCUGUGACGGAACACUGAUGGCGAUCUCUGCUGUUGGCAGCUGAGGUGUUGACGCUGGAAGCAGUGCUGUAUCUCUCUUUCUUCCUCUUGGGCAUAUCGUCACUAUUGCUGACAGUUCUUGGAGUCAUCAGGCCGGGGGUUGUAGGUGAGUGUCUGAAGGAUUUUGCUGUGCUUCUUUGGGGAAGGGAGCAUAGAGGAACUUUCUUUACCGAUUUCUGCCUGUUAUUGGGAGGAUUAUUAUGCGCCAUGGAUCCAAGUGCUACGUUGGAUGUCCCGGUGACCCUUGUCAUCAGAGCUCCUAAUCAGAAAUAUGACGACCAGACAAUCAACUGUUUUCUAAACUGGACUGUAGAGCAGCUAAAGACACACCUUUCUAAAGUGUAUCCAAGUAAACCGCUUUCCAGGGAUCAAAGGCUAGUCUAUUCAGGAAGAUUGCUUCUUGACCAUUUACAGCUGAAAGAUGUUUUCAGGAAGCAAGAUGACUAUCACAUGGUUCACUUAGUCUGCACUUCCCAAUCACCACCUGCUUCUCCAAAGGCCACAAGUACUAAAUGCAGCAGUGUGAUGCAGGAUUCCAGUGGCAGUUUGGGCUCUGGUUCAGAUCAAGCAACCUCUUCAUCAAGCCAAGAUACACUAACAACCUCAGUAAAUUCAAACUCAGAGGGACCAAGGCAUCGUAAUGUUCCUCAUGGUCAGACAAAUGCUGUUUAUAGUCAUGCAUUUCCACAUGUUAUGCAAGGGAAUGUUGGCAGUCAGGUUCCGGUAUCACAAGGGGUUCCAGUUGGGAUUCCAGCAUAUCCCGUGUUUAACUCUAUGCAGAUGUUGUGGUGGCAGAUGUAUGCACGACAGUAUUAUAUGCAGUAUCAAGCAGCAGUGUCAGCCCAAGGAACUGCAACUACCCAAACAGCUGCACCUGUGUCUUCGGUACCUGUAAAUCCACAGCCUAUCCCUCAGAAUGAACCUGUAGCACCUGCAAAUGUAGCUCCCCAGGAGAAUAGACCUGUUAACCAGAAUAUUCAGAUGAACGCACAGGGUGGUCCUGUAAUGAAUGAUGAGGACUUCAACAGAGACUGGUUAGACUGGCUGUACACAUUUUCCCGAGCUGCCAUUCUUCUGAGCAUUGUUUACUUCUACUCCUCCUUCAGUCGUUUUGUAAUGGUUAUAGGAGCUAUGCUUCUGGUUUACUUGCAUCAGGCUGGCUGGUUUCCAUUUAGGCAAGAUGGAGGACAACAAGCAGCCAAUGAGCCAGUUGCAGAAGUCAAUAAUGAUGGGCAGGAACCUGACCGCAAUGUAGAAAUGCAUGAAAUGGAACGCAUAAUGGAUGAUGGCAUUGAUGACAACACAGACAGAGGUGAAGAUGCAUCUGAAAAUGGUACUGCUGCACAGCAUCCUGGUUUAGUGGCAUCUGUUUGGUCUUUCAUUAUAACAUUCUUCACUUCUUUGAUUCCUGAAGGUCCACCUCAGAUAGUCAACUAAAGUUGUGAGGACCUUUGCCCACUGGACAAAUUCUUUGGAUGUACUGUAGGUGUAAGAGAGCCCAUUCUGAUUAAAAUGGGAGUGUACCGCUUUGGCAUUUUUGAGUGAAUGUGCAGUUUCUUAUAGUUGACUGCUUUGUAAUUCUUUCUUUGAUUAUAAUGUGAAUAAAACAGAUUACAUUUAUUUUUUUCCUUUUCACCUUGGCUUAUUAAAUAUCUGGAAGCACAAGGGCAAAUAAUAAGCUUUCCUGGGCUGUUUUCUCUCAUACGAGAGACAUAUUUUGUGUAAUAUAAUAAACUUUUUGUCUUCCACCAUUA